GAGGAACGGAUAAUGAUGUGAACAGAUAACAACAGAUAAACAAGAGCCACGGCCUGCAGGUCUCACGUCACCACUAGAUCCCCCUGGCCCCCCCUUCCCUGCCAGAAGAAGGAGGACCCUCUGGCUCGCUUUCUGAACGGCCAUCGCCAGCUCCAGCUCGGCCCGGCUCCGGCUCUGCGCUCUGUCCUCCCCGCCAGCAGGUGCCCCCAGACCCCCGGCUCCUCCUCUGCAGCCGUCACAGCCUCGGCCUCUCCCCCUCGCCCCGCCGCUUCCUGUUGCCGCGAUCCGGGCGCUGAGCUGCGGGCGCCCGGGCGCCCGAGGCUUCCCGGUGCGCUCCGCCAGGAUGGCAUUAGCUCUGUGUCUGCAGGUGCUGUGCAGCCUGUGUGGCUGGCUCUCGCUCUAUAUUUCUUUCUGCCGCCUGAAUAAGCACCGAAGCUAUGAGUGGAGCUGCCGGCUGGUUACCUUCACCCAUGGAGUCCUCUCUAUAGGCCUCUCAGCUUAUAUUGGCUUCAUUGAUGGCCCAUGGCCUUUUACCCACCCAGGCUCACCUAAUACACCUCUCCAAGUUUACGUUCUGUGUCUCACCUUGGGCUACUUCAUCUUCGACUUGGGCUGCAUCUGGCGCUUUGCGUGGAGGAAGAGCAUCAAGAAGUAUCAUGCUUGGAGAAGCAGGCGGAGUGAGGAGCGGCAGCUAAAACAUAAUGGACAUCUCAAAACACACUAGCCAAGGCUGGCUCCAGAUAACGGAUCGGGUUAAGUCAGCCAUGGGAACCAGGCUGGAUAGAUGGUUGUUAUGGAGUUAUGUGUAUAACAAACUUAGCUUUCAAAAAAAGGGCUAAACUUAUUGAUCAAUUUGGUCAGUCUUUAAGCCAAGUGUAUACCAGUAUUCAACACUAACUUGUGUAGUGGCACAGUUGUAGAAGGUGAGACUUCUCAGUGGUAGUGGGGAAUAAGUCAGAACUGUGAAGUGAGUACUCCUGGCACCUGUUUUCAUGUGUAGUAACCUGAGUCCUCUUGUCCCUGGGAGGUUCGAUAUUCAGACAGCUUAGAAAGGAACUCAAAAAAGAUUAGUGCUAUUUUUUUUCCUUUGAAAAGCAACUCCUUCAACAGACACUUAUUCCUGCUUUCUUCAUAGCAAUUUAUGUAAGUUCAUCCCAUUUACUAUAAAGUGAGGGACUUUCAGGAAGAGACAUGCUUUUGGCAUUCUGAACAUUGAAUCAGGGCAUUGGAUCUGUUUAAACAAAGGGGAUAGAAGAGUGGGAGUGAAACU
Molecule: messenger RNA, 1270 nt
Organism: Carlito syrichta (Philippine tarsier)
Lineage: Eukaryota; Metazoa; Chordata; Mammalia; Primates; Tarsiidae
Gene: TLCD5
Product: transmembrane protein 136
Exons: 4
Coding region: 344-724 (126 amino acids)
Cellular component (GO): membrane
Source: RefSeq, a predicted model, not a curated record